This is a messenger RNA of Orycteropus afer afer, 1167 nucleotides long. RefSeq names its product Kruppel like factor 17 (gene KLF17). Lineage: Eukaryota; Metazoa; Chordata; Mammalia; Tubulidentata; Orycteropodidae. Gene Ontology annotation, biological process: regulation of transcription by RNA polymerase II. The transcript is spliced from 3 exons. Gene Ontology annotation, molecular function: RNA polymerase II cis-regulatory region sequence-specific DNA binding; DNA-binding transcription factor activity, RNA polymerase II-specific. Bases 1 to 1167 code for a protein of 388 amino acids. The record is from RefSeq and is a predicted model, not a curated record.
AUGGAUCAGGAGGCCGAGGGGCUGAGCCAGUGGCAGAAGGCCAUGCAGCACCAGCGCUUGAUGGUUACUGAGCAGUCACCGUCCCUCCUGGACAUGUCUCCAUCACCUGGAAGCAGUAGCAUGCACAAUUCUUGGAACCAUGGCCCACCAGGAACUCAACACUUUCCACAGAGCACAGAGCUGGCGAGGACCCCAUUGGUGUCUGCUGAAGCACCCAGGCAGAAUGUGGCUGAAGUGAGGCCACAUUUCAAUAUGUCAUUUCCUGAGCAUGAUAUGAGCUACUUCCCCCAAGCGACUCUUAUGCUUUCGCAGAUGAUUUGCCGUCAGGGAGAAUCUCCCUCCCAGCCAGAGAUGAAGAUUUUCAAUAGGUCUCAGAUGAUGCCUUCUGGAGAGCCCAGUAUUCCAGGGAUGCCUUUGACCUUCGGUGGGAAUUUAAGCAUGCCUUCCAGUAGACCACCAGACUCUACUUCCAAUGCAAUCCCAAUGUCCCAUAUUAGGGUUCCAACAAUGCCUUAUUCUGGGACCCCAAUGGUACCUUCUAACACAGCUUCUUCAACCAAUAGAAUGUUAUUGGCCCCAACCAUGUCUUCUACUGAGGCCCAGACAAUGCUCCCUUCUUUGACUGAGAUGUUGCCCCCUAGAGAUCCCCACAACUUUGGGAUGCACCCGUCUGUGUCCUCAUCAUUGCUGGAUUUAGACUCCCAGAACUCUCUUAUGAGCCUUCCAGACUCCCAGGAAGGCUCCUUCAUACCUGAGCAGCACAUACCUGCUCCACAGACAACAGAGAAGAACUCCAGGGCCCAGGAAGGGGCACUCAGGAGGAGAUCCCCAGUUUCAAGGCCUUACCUCUGCAAUUAUGACAACUGUGGAAAAGCUUAUACCAAGCGCUCCCACCUUGUGAGUCACCAGCGCAAACACACAGGGGAGAGGCCCUAUGGAUGCAAGUGGGAAGGCUGUCAGUGGACUUUCUCCCGUUCUGAUGAGCUUGGACGACAUAUGCGAAUACAUACCAGAUAUCGACCACAUAGAUGUGGCCAGUGUGGCCGACAGUUCAUGAGAUCUGACCAUCUCAGGCAACACCAAAGGACUCAUAUGCGGAUGCCUGGAUCCCCAGACCCACAGGCCAACAAUGAGCAGAGGGCUGAUGCUCCUGUGCCUGGUCUUUAG